This is a messenger RNA of Arctia plantaginis, 1737 nucleotides long. NCBI's taxonomy places the organism in Eukaryota, Metazoa, Arthropoda, Insecta, Lepidoptera, Erebidae. The record is from the annotation of a GenBank genome assembly.
AUGGUGCAUUCACUACAAAUCUCAAAUAUUUCCAUUGGAGUGGAGGGAAGCGAGGUGCCCGCAGACGCAGGCAAGGAGAAUGACAGAAAGGGCAAUGUUACCUACGGAAUUGACGAUGUCCCGCCCUGGUAUUUGUGCAUCUUCAUGGCUUUACAGCACUAUUUGACCAUGAUCGGAGCAAUAGUGGCAAUCCCGUUCAUCCUGUGCCCAGCGCUGUGCAUGAAGGAAACUGACCCGGACAGGUCUAAUAUCAUAUCUACCAUGAUUUUUGUCACUGGUCUGGUAACAUGGCUGCAAUCAACCUUCGGCUGUCGAUUACCCAUAGUACAGGGCGGCACUAUAUCCUUCCUGGUACCAACACUGGCGAUCCUCAACCUACCUGUGUGGCAGUGCCCUAAGCCGGAAAUUCUAGCAGCUAUGACAGAGGAACAACAAAGAAGUGUAUGGACGACGAGGAUGUGUGAACUGUCGGGAGCGAUAGCCGUAUCAGCUCUUUUCCAGGUGGUUUUCGGUUACUUCGGAAUAAUCGGUUCCUUGCUUCGAUUCGUAACACCGCUAACGAUAGCCCCGACAGUUGCUCUGGUGGGGCUCACGCUGUUCGAUCAUGCGGCUGCAGCGGCCUCUCAACAAUGGGGAAUAGCUGCUGGAACAUUUACACUGCUGACCAUAUUCUCUCAAGUGAUGACCGACGUCACGAUACCGACCCUAGCUUGGAAGAAGGAUAGAGGAAUAACAAUCAUUUGGUUCCCGCUGUUUAAAUUGUUUCCGGUACUGUUGACUAUAGUCAUAAUGUGGGCAGUAUGCGGGAUUCUCACUGUGACCGAGGUGUUACCAUCAGGUCAUCCAGCCAGGACUGACGUGAAAUUGAAUAUUAUUGAAGAUGCACCUUGGUUCCGUGUACCAUAUCCAGGACAAUGGGGAGCUCCGACUGUGAGCGUGGCUGGUGUGCUGGGUAUGCUGGCGGGGGUUCUGGCGUGCACCGUCGAAUCUAUCAGCUACUACCCAACAACUGCGAGGAUGUGUGCGGCUCCUCCACCUCCCCUGCAUGCUAUCAAUCGCGGUCUUGGAACUGAGGGGCUCGGAUGCGUCCUGGCAGGACUCUGGGGCUCUGGUAAUGGAACCAACACCUUUGGGGAGAACGUCGGUGCUAUAGGCGUUACUAAAGUGGGUUCCCGCCGUGUGGUGCAGUGGGCUGCAGGACUGAUGAUAGUGCAAGGGGUGAUAGGCAAGCUGUGCGCAGUGUUUAUCAUCAUCCCACAGCCCAUCGUCGGUGGUCUAUUCUGUGUUAUGUUCGGCAUGAUAUCGGCUUUCGGUCUGUCAUCUCUCCAGUACGUGAAUCUCCAUAGCUCACGAAACCUAUACAUUAUCGGCUUCAGUCUCUUUUUCCCCCUGGUGUUGACCCGAUGGAUGUCAGCCAAUGCUGGAGUCAUACAUACCGGUGUCGAUGCCUUAGAUGCUGUGCUGCAAGUCCUUUUGUCUACUUCUAUUUUAGUAGGCGGGAUUAUAGGAUGCUUUCUGGACAACUUGAUACCCGGCACGGACGAGGAGCGAGGACUGGCCGCCUGGGCCAAGGAAAUGUCCCUUGAUGCACUUGGAGCGUCUGACGAGGGAGACACAUACGACUUCCCAGUGGGAAUGAGCAUCAUCAGAAGAUGGGAAUGGACAAAGUACGUACCUUUUAUGCCGACGUACGAAGCUGGGAAGUUCACAGCACUCUUCAAGAAAAAAGAAAUGUGA